Messenger RNA from Rhinichthys klamathensis goyatoka, 4967 nucleotides. It is a transcript of the gene rpgrb, whose product is annotated as retinitis pigmentosa GTPase regulator b. The coding region runs from base 85 to 4395 and encodes 1436 amino acids. NCBI's taxonomy places the organism in Eukaryota, Metazoa, Chordata, Actinopteri, Cypriniformes, Leuciscidae. Gene Ontology annotation, cellular component: photoreceptor outer segment. The transcript is spliced from 18 exons. Gene Ontology annotation, biological process: visual perception; ubiquitin-dependent protein catabolic process; protein ubiquitination. The record is from RefSeq and is a predicted model, not a curated record. Gene Ontology annotation, molecular function: ubiquitin protein ligase activity.
AGAGCGGAAAGUUUCUGUCGUUUUAGAAACUUCUUGGUCACACUACCAAGAGCCCAGCGUAAAUAAGCUGAUUAGUUGGGGGAGAUGGCCGGAGAGACAGAAGAUGAGAUCCCUGAAUCCGGAGCUGUCUUCACUUUUGGAAAGAGUAAAUUUGCAGAUAAUGCCCCCAGUAAAUUCUGGUUAAAAAAUGAUGUACCUUUGAGAAUUUCCUGUGGAGAUGAGCACACUGCACUAGUAACAGAAAAUGGUAAGCUGUUUAUGUUUGGCAGCAAUAACUGGGGACAGCUGGGCCUCGGAACAAAGACCACUGUGAAUAAACCCACUUGUGUAAAAGCCCUAAAAUCUGAAAGUGUGAAGCUCGCAGCCUGUGGAAGAACUCACUCACUUGUUUAUACAUCCCGUGGUAACCUGUAUGCCUCUGGAGGGAAUAAUGAAGGACAGCUUGGUCUUGGUGACUGCGAUGACAGAACCUCCUUCCACCUGGUGGACUUCUUCAGCAAACAUGGGCCAAUCAAAAUGCUCGCUGCUGGUUCCAAUACAUCUGCUGUCCUGACGCAGGAUGGCAGGCUCUAUAUGUGGGGCGAUAACUCCGAGGGUCAGAUUGGGUUAGGAAAGGAGAGUAACGCACUCACUCCUCAUGAGGUUUCUGUGGGGAAACGAGUGUCAUGGGUCUCCUGUGGAUAUUAUCAUUCUGCCUUUGUUACCGUGGAUGGGGCCUUGUUCACAUUCGGAGAAAAAGACAGUGGAAAGCUGGGCUUGUCCACAGAGAAGCUGGCCAAUCAUAAAGUGCCUCAACAGGUGACCGGCAUCUCUGAUAAGGUGGUAAAGGUGUCCUGUGGAGGAGGGCACACGGUGGCGCUUACUGAGCACAAGGUGUAUUCGUUUGGCCUGGGUCAGUUUGGACAGCUUGGCCAUGGCACAUUCAUAUUUGAGUCUCGUUUACCCAGAGUGGUUGAGCAUUUCAGGAGGGGCAGAGUUAAACAUGUGGACUGUGGAGAGAACCAUACAGCGUUGAUUACUGACAGCGGCCUUUUGUACACCUUUGGUGAUGGUCGGCAUGGAAAACUGGGACUUGGAGAAGAAAAUUUCACCAACCAGUUCAGACCGACCCUGUGUACGAGAUUCCUCAACUGCCAUGUACAUUCUGUUACUUGUGGUGGGUGUCACAUGCUUGUGUUGGCAAAGCCCAGGGCUGAAAGGUCGGAGGAUUUGAUCCUGGAGGAGGAUGACAUCACAGAAGACUACUUUGACAAGUCCUGUACUGAACUACUGGGGGACACCCUAAACAGGAGUCUCUCGGCUCGGGUCAGACGCAGAGAACGGGAGCGUUCACCAGAUCAGUUUGGACAAAUGUUUCGAACACUCCCAGCUCUGGGUGGACAUCAUCUGAGUGCAUCUCUAUCUGUUCCCAGCCAGAUCCGUCACUCCCAAAGUAACCAACCUGGAAAGAUCCCUCACAACAGCCUCAAAAUUCCUGGAAAGAGAGAGAAAUCUCUCGAUGACAGAAGCAGUGUGGAGGAUAGUGAGAGCGUAAAAGACCUUGGAGAAACCACUGACUUAUUAAACCUGACUCACAUAAUUAAGUUGGACCCUAGCGAUAAGACCCUCACAUUGUCUCCUAUGGAGAAGAAGAAGGUUAAGGUUGUGCACGGUAAGGAGAAGGGAAAGCAUAGUGAUGGCCACGCCCCUUAUAGUAAGAGGGUGGAGCUUUCAGCUCGCAAAGCUCUUCCCACUGAGUUACUUAGAAGCUCAAGUGGUAGCUCAGUAGUCGAGGACAGUCUUGGGUCAGGGACACCCCAGAAGUGCCCUAAGAGACAUGGUCAUGAUAAGGAAAAUGUACUUAUCGCUUUGGAGAACAGAAAGCCUGCAUAUCACCAAGCUGGUGGAAGUAAAACCAGAUUGGGGUCAGACAUAAGCAGAACUGGAUCCAAAUCCUACCUGCCCAAGCACACAGAAUUGAUGAAGUCAAUGGAAAAAGUUACAAAAGAUUCAACUGGAAAAGCCAAACCAAAUCAAGAGGCUGAAAGCGAGAAGGUUGCUCAAAAAUCAAAAGGAAGUACAAAACCAAACCAAGAGGGAAUAGGUAAAGCAAAACCCAAAGAUCGUCCAUUGGAAGUCAGAAGCCAGCCUCAAACAUUUGUGGGGAAAGAAAAGGAAGUAAAAAUGAAACCCAUAAUUGUUGUUGAACAUCAUCUUGAACAGACCACACAUAAGGACCAAGACCCAACAGGUAAGAAGAUCUCAAAAGAUGAUUUACCAAAAGCUCAGAGGGUGAAAGGUGAAACGAAUGCUGCUAAGACAGAAAACAAAACUUUUGUCCCACAGAGUAAAAAGUCAGAUUCAAAAAAAGACUCAAAAAGUAACAAGACAAUACAAGAGAUCUCCACAACUUCACAACAAUCCUCAUGCCAAGAAGAUGUUUCUACAAAGAAGACAAAGAAAUCAAGAGCAGAACAAAGCCAAUUGCUAGUAGAAGACAAGUUGAAAAACACAAAAAAGGGGCCUACCAUUGUGUCCGAAGCUGCCUCCAAAUCUGAAUCGGCGUCAGAAGCUGAGCAAAUUAAGGAAAAUCCUCUCAUCAAGGUGACAUCUUUUCUCCAAGAUGUGGGAAUGGGAAGUCCUGCUUGUUUACUUGGAGCAUCAGCAGUCAGUCAGUUCCUUUCCCAGUCCACACCCCAAAAUAUGCCAAAACCUCCUUCAAAACAAAGAACUCUAUCUGAUGUUUCGUCCCUGAGUGAGUCCGAAGAGGUUUCGAGACAGGAGGAGACUAGAGAAGCCAAGAGGACGGCUGUCACCAUCAACAUGAGGACAGAAUCAGGAACUUCAGACGGGGACUUGGAAAGAAGCAGCAUUGAGUCCAAAACCGAGGCUCAUUCUGAGGUGGGAACAUAUAAAAGAAGCGAGGAGGAAUCAGAUGAGGAGGAAGAGGAGGAAAGCAAGGCGUUGGUGAACAGAAGGGAUGAGAGUGAGGAAGUGGAUGACAGUGAGGAGGAAAGUGAGGGCAAGACCCUUGACAAGGUAGCAGACGAUGAUGAUUUUGAGGUUGACGGUGAUACAACGACCAAAGGUUCUAGUGAGGAUGAGGAAAGCGAGGAAGAGGAGGAUAAAAGUAAAAGCGAGGCAACUGAGGAUGUAGAGAGUGAGGCUGAGGAAGGGGAGAGUGAUAGAAUAGAAGACAAGGAAGAAGAAACAAGUGAGAUAAGUAAAAAAAGCGAAGAGGAGAGUAGAGAUGAACAGGACGAAAGCAAAACAAGCAAAGAGGAAGAGACAGAGAGCAAAAAUGAGAGCUCAAAGGAAGAAUCAGAUGAAGAGAAUGAGGAGUCAGAGGUGAAAGAUAGUGAGGAUGAGGAAGAAAAUGAUGUGGAAAGUGACAGUGCAGAGGAGGAUAGUGCAGAGGAAGAUGAAGAUAGUGAAAAGACUAGUGAAGAAAAGGAAGAUUCUGAAAAGCUGGAGAGCGAGUCUGAAGAUGAAGGGGAUGACGAUGGUGAAAAGACAAGUGAAGAAGAGGAGGACGAUUCAGAAAAGCAGGAAAGUGAGACUGAAGGGGAGAGUGAGAGUGAAGCAGAGGAGGAGAGUGAGAAAGUUAAAGUUGAUGAAGAAGAGGGUGAAAGCAAUGAAGAGGAAGCAAUGAGUCAGAAUGAUGAGGAAGAGGAAGAAGAAGAGAGUGAAAAUGAAGAGGAAGAAGAGCAGGAGAGCAAUGACGAAGGUGAAGAAGAGCAGGAGAGCGAAGAGGAAGAAGAGCAGGAGAGCAAAGAUGAAGAGGAAGAAGAGCAGGAGAGCGAAGAGGAAGAAGAGCAGGAGAGCACAGAUGAAGAGGAAGAAGAGCAGGAGAGCAAAGAGGAAGAAGAGCAGGAGAGCAAAGAUGAAGAGGAAGAAGAGCAGGAGAGCAAAGACGAAGAGGAGGAAGAAGAAAGUAAUGAAGAAGAUGAUGAUGAUGAGGAAGACCAUCCAGAGGAAAAAGAAGGGGAAAAGUGUGAGGAGAAGGAAGAUGUUCUAGACGAGAAGAGAAAAGAGACAGAGGAGCAGGAGCAAAGCACUCCAGAGCCAGACAUACAGAAAAAGCAGAUUAUAAAAGAGGCAUCCGUCCCUGAUGGACUGAUAAAAGAUUCUGAUCCUGCUACCCUUAUAAAGGAGGAGACACAGUCAGAGAGAAAUGGAGUUUCAGAAGACAAACCUAAAACUCGUUUCGGCUCUAGAAACAGGCUUUCUCUUUUCAAGAGAUCUCCCACCAAAGGGAAUCGAGCAGAGAGCAGCGCUUCAGGCAAACCAGCAGCUGAUGGUCCACCUCAGAUCUCAGAGACUCGAGGACCGGAGAGUUCUAGCAGUCAAACACAGAUCGGAGGCACAACCACUGCAUCCAGUCGAUCACGUUCAGCCACUUGCAAUCUGCUUUGACACCUUUCAGCUGGGUUUGACAUGCUGUUUAUGCUGAACCAUCUUCUGAAUUGAAAAAAGAGACUGGAACAAAAACCGGAAGUAGAAGCGAAAUUUAACAACGCAACAUCCUGUUGGUGUUGGUGGUGUUCAUGUUACUGUGCCUUGUGCUGCAAAGCAGACCACAGAAAAUGACUACCUUUAACUGAAAACUGAGUUAGGGAGUCCAAUUUUAAUUUAAGUAUAGUUGUGAGCUAUAAUGGUUUUGUUUUGGUACUACAUUGUAUAGUAUUUUUCCUUUAUAUGUUUGCAGUGUCUGAUUUAUACAACUUUUUUAUCAAAGGCAUUCUUAAAGUCAUUACUGGGGAGUAAAUUUACCAAUAUGUGCCGUAUAUCUAGAAAUAUAAUUAUAUAUGUAUGUGCAUUUUUAUACCUAUUUAUUUACAUUUGAUGAAAGACUUUCAAAGCACCUGUGCACUUUAUAUAUUUAAAAUUUCAGGGUAAUGUGACAAUUUUUUUGUCCAUUUUUGUGAGAAUCAUCUAACAACCUUUGUAUUUGAUGUGAUACAAGUAAACAUCAACUUAAAACUGUC